UUGGGGGACUAAUGGUGAAUCUAACUCCUAUAAUUUGCUCUCUCUCUCUCUCUCUCUCAAAUCUGCUGCCGUCGUUUUAUUGUUCCCGCCCAAAAUGCGAGAAUAGGUCAUGUCUUUGAUUUGGGUUUUCCCGGAAUUGUUCAUCUUCCAUUUGCAUAAAUCGAUUAUGACAAGUGAGCAGGGGCGUAUGCAAGUGGUGUAUAGGUAUAUAUAGCCAUCAGGCCAUAGUAGCCCAAAGAGAAAAAAAGGAGAAUUAUCUGCAACCAGUUCCUCGGACGCGCAGCGGCACAUCGAGUCCCUCGAGUCGGGUUCUUCUUCCUGCAGUUCCUUUCAUUGCAGUCAUCUUCUCCGGCUUUCCCCAUCCAAGCUUGCUUUGUUUUCUGAUUUGCUCCAAACGGCAGAUUUGGGACACAGCAGGACAAGAAAGGUUUCAAAGUCUCAGGGCAGCAUUUUAUGUGGAGCAGAUUGUUGUGUUCUUGUUUAUGAUGUGAAUGUUCUAAGAUCAUUUGAAACACUUCAGAACUGGCAUCAAGAGUUUCUCAAAUAGGUAGGUCCAGCUGACACUGAGGCAUUUCCAUUUAUACUACUCGGCAACAAAAUUGAUAUAGAUGGUGGAAACAGCAGAGCAGUAUGUGCAUACAUAAAAUAUAUAGAGGCUGAGGCAUUUCAUCAUCGGUUUUAUGUCCCCCCUGUUAUAUGUUUUGAUUGAAAAAAAUAAUAAAGGCAUGAGGAUGAGCCUCCCAUUGGGUUCCAAACCUCAAAAAAAAAUAUAUAUAGAGAAAUUUUAAAAUUUUUGUGCACAUUAGCCUAGACGGGUUUCGGAUCCUGGAUCCACCACUGCAAGUGAGCUGUUGGUUGCUCCGGAAAGAUAGACUCUGGCUGUGGCUGGAUAUUCAAGGAUGGGCAUCACAGGAGGAACAAGGAAUUUGUUGCUCCGCUUCUGUUGUUUGGCCAAAAAUGUGUUAGGCCUCUCUCUGCCAACCGUAGGCUCUCUUCCUUGUCACAUGUGUAUACAAAGGCAAAGCUACCGGGUUAUGGCAUCUUUCAUACUCUCAGUAGAUUCUGCAUUGCUGAGCAGAUCAAAUAUGUAUCAGUAUCAAACUCUUCUCAGAAAUUUGCCACCCACCAGAUGCAUGAGUAGGACUUUGUUUGAGCUCAAAACAGACAAUGGUGUUGUGCGGUUUUCAAUUGGUAAGCCACUUGAUGAAACUGGUUCCUUGACACAAGGGAAGAAGGUGGCCAAACGAGUUAAAAUGUCCAAGAAGGCCAAACUGAAUGAACUACGAUUUUAUCGUCUAAAGGCCAAAAAGAAGAUCAAUUCUCCAAAUCCGGAAGUUAGGAUUAGAUACAAACUUGAAAAGGCAAAACGAAAGGAAGCAUGGUUGAUUGAGAAGUUGAGAAAAUUCCAGGUUCACAAAGCUUCUGCUGAAACACAUGAUCCUGAAAUUUUAACUGAAGAAGAAAAGCAUUAUCUUAAGCGAACUGGUGAGAAAAAGAAGAACUAUGUGCCAGUUGGAAGGCGGGGAGUAUUUGGAGGGGUUGUUUUAAAUAUGCAUCUGCAUUGGAAGAAGCAUGAGACAGUAAAGGUUAUAUGCAAACCUUGUAAGCCAGGACAGGUUCAUGAAUAUGCUGAUGAGCUAGCUCGGCUGAGCAAAGGCAUAGUGAUUGACAUCAAAUCUAAUAAUACUAUAAUUUUCUAUCGGGGGAAGAACUAUGUGCAGCCGGAAGUAAUGUCACCACCGGAUACACUGUCCAAAAAUAAGGCGCUCGAAAAAUAUAGGUAUGAGCAGUCCCUCGAACAUACAAGUCAGUUUAUUGAAAAAUUGGAGAAAGAACUAGAGGAAUAUCACCAGCAUCUUGCUCGGUUUAAGAAAGUAAAAGAGGAUACGACACAAGAUUGUUUGAUGGAUAGAUGAUUGGUAAGGUAUUCUUCAUUUGUCUGGCAAACAUGUGAAUUGAAUCUUUUCUGUAUGCAUGAAUUCAAAUAAAAUGUUGAACAUAUGUAAGGACUACUCAUUACUUGAAUAGUUGAAUCAAACACAUAAAACUUCAGCCUUUUUGGUCGCGGUUAAAUUAGAGCUCUUAAACAUUCCGUGUUGCCAUAGCAAUCUUAUGUUUAGAAGUUCUGGUUUACCAUAAGUAUUGGACUGAAAACUUGUAAUUUUAAACUUUAAAGGUUCGUGUCUUUUCUCCGAAAGGAGGUUUAAACAUUCACACCUUUAAGGUUUAAUAUUAGCAUACAACAAGAGGUAAAAAUCACCUUCAGAGGUUGUCACAAUGUAGAGCAACGUACGUACUAUACCAUUGUAGAAGGGGUCAUAGAUUAUCUGCUGCAAAUUCUUUGAAUAAAAAUACAUUUUCAGCUCUUGUUUUGGUAUGGCAUUAUUCAUUAGCAUGAUUCAGUUUUCUUGGUCUUAUGGUAUAUUAACCUCCUAACGAGUUUUUGACUAAUUAAGUUAAUUCUUUGAGUCUUUUAAGAAGAAAUAUCAUAUUAGACCAUAACAGAAUUGCUUACUCAAUUUAAGUGGACUGCCCUUCACCCUUCAUUUCUUCUGAGCUCAGAUUCACUCACUUGCUAAAAGUGAAAAGCUCUUUUCAGUAAAUUACAGCAACCUUGUCAUAAUUAUCUUCAGUUUAAGAACUAGUUUUGGCAUUGCAUAUAAAAGGAAUAAUUGAUAUUUGAUAGAGAUAACAAUGAUUCUGGAAAUUCUCAAAUAUAUUUAUGCAUGAUUUAUAUCAUAGCUUGGUAUUUAGUUUGUAUGAGAUGAUACAUACAUUGGGCUUGUAAUGAGGUUCUUUAAAAAAGAAUAAAAAAAAUAAAAAUAAAAAUAAAAAAUAAAAAAUAAAAAAUAAAAAAGAAUUUGUCAUUGGUUUUUGUUCAUCUGGUUAAUCGUCUAUAAGUUAAAGUGGUUUCACUUUUGAAAUCUUCAACACCAAAGAAAGAAUGUGCAUGAUCAAUAUAUAAGGUUAGUACUUGUUUUAGAUCUUCUUAACAUAUGAAUGCGUAUAAUUUAAUGGAUCAGUAGGAGCAUCAGGCAUUAGAGGAUCUUCUACUCUAAAUUAUUGUAAUUUUGGUUCAUUUUUCCUUGGUAAAAUUUCAGAGUUAUUAGAGAACUUUUUGAUUCUGUGUUCAUAUGAUUGUCCCUAUUCAAUAAUAAUAAUAGAAAUGCAAAGGUUUCAGCUCAGUAUGCAUACCCAAUAUUCUGCUAAAUUACAUUGUUCAAACAUUAAGUUUGUGCUGCUAUUAUUAAUUGAGUGCACUACAAUGCAGAUUAUUCUUCAUUGAAACUUUUAUUUCAGGUUAAGAUUUUCAACAUCAUCAGUUGGACCAAAUGCAUUAUUCCUUUAGUCAUGUUGUGAAUUUGGGAACACUUGAUGUUUUGAAUGUGUGGGAGUGCUUAUUCUUCUAUGUUUGCAGAAUAUUUUCCUUGACUACAGACACCACACUUUCUGAGUCUUCUACAUUUUAGAAGCUCAUUUCAAUAACCUUUUGACGUUCCAUUUAAUUUCAGUACUUUAUUUAAGCAAGUUUUGACUUAAGUUACUGUGUUAUGUACUCUGCAAUUUAUUAAAUUUACUCGAGUAAUAAAGUUGUUUUCAGUAUUCAUUAUUAGCAUAUAUAUGUACACAAGUUAGUCAAACUUGUAUCAGCUUCAUUUGAGGCAUUUCUGAUAGUCUUCAUG
This is a messenger RNA of Rosa rugosa (rugosa rose), 3683 nucleotides long. RefSeq lists its product as uncharacterized. Bases 900 to 1916 code for a protein of 338 amino acids. Gene Ontology annotation, molecular function: RNA binding. The record is from RefSeq and is a predicted model, not a curated record. The transcript is spliced from 6 exons. NCBI's taxonomy places the organism in Eukaryota, Viridiplantae, Streptophyta, Magnoliopsida, Rosales, Rosaceae.